GGCUUGUGACUUUUCACUGGAAAAGUUAUGGCAGCUUCGCCUGAGCUCUCCCGGCAUAUGGUUUACCAAUCAAAUCUUGGAAUGAGAUCUCCCCAGAACAGCAAUCCAGACAUUCAAGAUGCUCACAGACAUAAUGAAACUUCUAGGAGCUUGCCUUUAUCUGGACACGUUGGAUUUGACAGUUUACCUGACCAAUUAGUUGAGAAAUCAAUUCGCCAGGGAUUCUGUUUCAACAUACUUUGCAUUGGGGAAACUGGCAUUGGAAAAUCAACAUUAAUUAACACACUAUUCAACACUAACUUUGAAGAACAGGAAACCAGCCAUUUUGAGUCAUCCGUAAAGCUAAAAGCACAAACCUAUGACCUCAAGGAAAGCAAAGUUCAUUUAAAAUUGACUAUUGUAAAUACAGUUGGAUUUGGAGAUCAAAUAAACAAAGAAGACAGCUACAUGCCUAUUGUGGACUACAUUGACAAACAGUUUGAAGUGUAUCUGCAAGAAGAGUUAAAGAUUAAACGUUUGCUAUAUGCAUAUCAUGAUACUCGUAUUCAUGCCUGCCUUUACUUCAUUGCACCUACUGGCCAUUCCCUAAAGUCCCUUGAUUUAAUAACUAUGAAAAAGCUUGAUAGCAAGGUAAACAUAAUUCCUGUCAUUGCUAAAGCCGAUGUGAUUUCUAAAUCAGAACUGCACAAAUUCAAAAGUAAAUUGAUGAGUGAACUUAUCAGCAAUGGUGUUCAGAUAUAUCAGUUUCCUACAGAUGAUGAAACUAUUAACAAAAUUAACUCCUCUAUGAAUGCACAGCUUCCAUUCGCAGUGGUAGGAAGUAUGGAGGAAGUCAAGAUAGGAAACAAAAUGGUGAAAGCUCGGCAAUAUCCUUGGGGAAUUGUACAAGUGGAAAAUGAAAAUCAUUGUGAUUUUGUAAAGUUACGGGAGAUGCUGAUUAGUACUAACAUGGAGGAUCUCAGAGAACAGACCCAUUCCCGGCAUUAUGAGCUGUACAGGCGCUGCAAAUUGGAAGAAAUGGGAUUCCAAGAUAUGGGACCUGGAGAUAAGCCAGUAAGUUUGCAGGAGACCUAUGAAGCUAAAAGACAAGAGUUCUUUGAUGACCUUAAGAGAAAGGAGGAGGAGAUGAGACAGACAUUUGUGCAGCGAGUAAGAGAGAAAGAGACUGUGCUGAAAGAGGCAGAAAGAGAGCUGCAGAAUAGAUUUGAACAAUUGAAAAGGCUCCAUCAGGAGGAAAGAGAAAGCCUAGAUGAAAAGAGGAAAGAACUUCAAGAAGAGAUGAACAAUUUUAGCAAGAGAAAGGCAGCUGCAGAAUUGCUGCAAGCCCAGGCCUUCGGAAAUGUUGCCAAUACUAGUUUGAAAAAAGAUCGUAAAACAUUCAUGUAAAUGGAAGAUGGUAAGAUGCUGCAUAGAUUAAACAGCUACAGGCCUGCCAUGAGUGUCAUUUGUAUUCCAUUUCCCUGUAUUUUUUUCUGUAAAAUUAAUUGUAUUUGAUGUAUCGAUGCUCAAGGAGGAUAUUUUGGGAUAACACUCUGCCAAAUUUAAAGCGUUUAGCAGCACCACAAUCAACACAUGUCUCACUGUAAGCGCUUCGGUGUCUAAUUACCUUUUGUAAGGCUGGACCUUUUGAGCCUUUCCGCUACUACUGCAUGGAACCAAAGAGAAAUGCAGAGAACUGCUUUCAGCUGCAGGAACAUGGGAAGAUUUUCUACCAUUAUAAACAAAAGGGAAAGGACAUUUCAGUGUAUAUGUUUACUUUUUUAUAUUUUCCUAUUAUGAGGUGUAUUGCAAUAAGUUAACCCUUUCACUGGUGAUAGCACAGUUACCUGCCAUUACCAUGCAUCAGAUAUCACUCCAUUUGUAUCUAGUUGAAGUAAAUCUAGAGCAACUGGUAAAAAACGUUUUACUACUGACAGGAGCAGUUUCUUCAUUUCCGAACUGAAGAAGCAGCUCAAUUAAGUAGUGAAGUGUCUUCAGUGAUUACUGAAGUCCGGUUGCUCUAGAUUUACUUCUACUAGAAAUACCAUGACCUGGAUGAAUGAAAACCUUCAUAGACAUCACUCCAUUUGCUUUUGCAAGAAGAAGGAAUAAAGAAGUGUGCGUUGAGACCAAGGAGGUUUUUGGAUUAGUAGUUCUGCAACUUCUGCUGAUGCUAUUCCAUCCCUAUUUUAGAUACAUUUUUCUGCACUGAUCUAAUGUGCACUAAAAAAAUCCAGCCUUACUCACCAUGUAGAAAAAGUAACCCUUUAUUGUGGACAAAGUAUAUUGAUUUCCUUGGCCCCAAUGCCUUAUUAUUAACUUUGCUGACUGCAGCAUAAUAAUGAAAACAGGUAACCGUAAAUGUGCAUUAUUUCAAUUUAAUGAUACUUCGAAUUACUUUGUUUAGCACCCCUGUGAAAUGGUUUUCUAUUUUCUACAAAAGUGGAAAAGAAUGCUUUUUCUAUGUAUAUUUUUUAACAUUAACCCUUUCUAUGAAUAUUAUAGGUAUUAUUCUAAAAAAAAUAUACUUAUAAAAAAUAAAGAUUUUAAACACCA
Xenopus tropicalis (tropical clawed frog) is the source of this 2535-nucleotide messenger RNA. RefSeq names its product septin 10 (gene septin10). Lineage: Eukaryota; Metazoa; Chordata; Amphibia; Anura; Pipidae. The record is from RefSeq and is marked provisional. Gene Ontology annotation, cellular component: septin complex. Gene Ontology annotation, molecular function: GTP binding.